UCCUACGUAGGAUCGAGAUCGGUGAGGUCCUGCAGGAUCGUAAAAUCGUAGAAUCGUAAGAUCCGGAUCGGGAUUUUAACAACAAUACUUAUCGCCAAGGCUAGUUUUUAUUAUAACCUUCAUCUUUAAACAAAAAAUAAAUUCCACAAACAAGAAAUGGUAUUCUAAAUUCCACCUGAUUAGUCUACUUACUCCAAUUGCUUCCUCAUCAGAGAUGCCAAAUGCAAAACAACAGCUAAUUAUCAUUUUUAAGGUCAACCAUAAAUAAAGAUAUAGUUUUUAAUUGUAUAAAAUGUCAUCAUUUUGAGGAAACAAAUGUCACCAUUGCUACUUAACAACAUAUAUCAACAUAAGAAAAACAACAUAUAUCAGCAUCGUAUCAAAACAAAAAAAAUGACAAAAUCUAGCACAACCCACUUUAAAUAAACGGCAUUAACUGAGCUAAUUAUCUUCAAAAACCCAAAUUUAGAAGUAGUUAAUUAGUGAAGAAGAAAGAGAAAAUCAUAAAUUUAGUUACCCAGAAAAAAAAUGGGUGAUGUUGAGCUAGAAGCAGAAGUAAGACAACCUUUGAUUGACCCAGAAAUUGAGACGUUGUCAACUUCACUUAUCAGUUGUUUGUAUGUUGCUCACUUUUUAUCAAGAUGGAGUGCCAGAAUGUGGGAAUUUUCUGUAGCUUUAUACAUGAUUCACAUAUGGCCAGACUCAUUGCUCCUUACUGCUCUAUAUGGAGUUGUAGAAUCAGCUUCCGUUGCGCUUUUUGGACCUAUUAUUGGGCAAUGGGUGAGCACGCUGACAUAUGUCAAGGUUCUUCAACUCUGGACAGUGUCACAGAAUCUAUCAUUUGUAGUUGCUGGAAUUACAGUAAUCAUUCUACUGGUCUACUCGGGUUUAACGAGUAUCAUGUUUGCAGCACUCGUUCUGGUAACUUAUCUCUCAGGAGCUGUUGCAGUGCUCUCAACACUUGCAGGAACCAUCUUAAUUGAAAGAGAAUGGGUGGUUGUAAUUUCAGAAGACCAGCCUUCCGGAGUGUUAACAAAGCUGAAUUCAGUUCUUAGAAGAAUUGACUUGGUGUGCAAAUUAGGUGCACCGGUGGUUUCUGGUUUUCUUAUAAGCUUUGUGUCAUUGACAGCCUCAGCUAUAUUUUUGGCUGUUUGGAAUAUCAUCUCUGUUUGUCUUCAAUACUGGCUACUUAGCUCCGUAUAUAGAGGUGUUCCAGCUUUACGUAUGAAAGAUAUUAAAAGAAAGGAGAUCUCUUCUCAUGAACAUGAACCGAGCACAUUUGUUACUGAGCAAAAUGCCAGCUUGCCUUUUGAGGACAGAAGCAACAAUUCUUCAGCUGGAAGUCAAAAAUUAGGAUGUUUACCGAUAUUUCCUUGUUUCGGUGCUUGGAAAGUCUACUUAAACCAAGAAGUGGUGCUUCCAGGACUAGCCCUGGCAUUGCUGUAUUUUACUGUUCUUAGCUUUGGCUCUUUGAUGACUGCUUCCUUGGAAUGGCAAGGCAUACCUGCAUAUGUGAUAGGUAUAGCCCGAGGCAUAAGCGCUAUUGUUGGAAUAACAGCGACUUUCACCUAUCCAAUCUUAGAGUCUCGACUUUCAACUCUUAGAACUGGACUUUGGUCCAUCUGGUCUCAGUGGUCAUUCCUCCUUCUAUGUGUUGGUUCUAUAUGGGUCAAAGAUGGCAUGUCAUCCUCAUACAUGUUAAUGGGUGGCGUUGCAGCCUCCCGGCUUGGAUUAUGGAUGUUCGAUUUGGCUGUUAUCCAACAAAUGCAGGAUCAAGUACCGGACUCUGAUCGCUGUAUCGUAGGAGAAGUCCAGAAUUCCAUCCAAUCUACCAUGGAUUUGUUGGGUUAUGUCAUGGGAGUAAUUGUCCCUAAUCCAGAGCACUUUUGGGAGCUGAUAUUGAUAUCCUUUGCAAUAGUAACAUUGGGUGCAAUACUGUACACAAUGCAUAUAUGGCGAGUACGGAAGCACCUGUUUCAUUUUGAGAAGUUGUAUGGAUUAACUAGGAGAUUUUUCGGAUCAUCCUCUUAACUAGAGCAACUCUAACAUGACAUUGACAUGACGAUACGAGAGAAACACAAAGUCAACCUGAAUACGAUCUAUAUAGAUUAAUUUGUCAUAUCAUAUAAUUAUCCUAUAUUUAUGUAGAUUUGGAUUUAUUUUCAAGAUAUAUACCCAAAACCAAUACGAACACAACUUGCUUACCCAAAUUGUUGGCUCUACUUAUAGCAUAUAUAGAUUUCAUUUUCUA
Molecule: messenger RNA, 2251 nt
Organism: Beta vulgaris subsp. vulgaris (sugar beet)
Lineage: Eukaryota; Viridiplantae; Streptophyta; Magnoliopsida; Caryophyllales; Amaranthaceae
Product: solute carrier family 40 member 2-like
Exons: 8
Coding region: 529-2031 (500 amino acids)
Biological process (GO): iron ion transmembrane transport
Cellular component (GO): membrane
Molecular function (GO): iron ion transmembrane transporter activity
Source: RefSeq, a predicted model, not a curated record